CGAAACUCGAGCGUCUCGAGCUCGGGCGGGUGGCGCUCCACCGAGCGUGCCUACCACCGAGCCACAGGCUCGUGACCAGAUGUUAUACCGCUCCCAUUCUAUGGCGUGACCAGAUGUUACCACCGAGCGUGCCUGCCUCUCAUGGUUCCUCCCGAAACCUUAGAUGCGCACAGGACGGCGAGCGGCGCCAUGGCCGGCAGCACGGAGGCCACAGGAGCCAGGGACGUCGGAGCGAAGGGCGCCGGGCCCGGCGACGCGGAGGCCGCGGGAGCCAGGGACGUCGGCGCGGAGGCCAUGAGCGCCGAGGAUAGCGGCAAGGAGGUAGACAGCGCGGACUCCCCUGUACGACUAGAGUGGACUCGCGUACCGUACGGGUUUCCGUCGCCGCGGCUUAAUAAAGGUUGGCCCGGUGAGAAUUUGCGUCAUAUCUCCUCCUUGAGGAUCUGUCUUGAGAUUUCGAUCUCGCGGGAGCCAUGGCGCUGCGCCUUCUCGGAUCCAAGCUCCCCCAAGCCCUGCCGCGGCAUCUCGUGAGGGGGCUGCCCCCGCUGGCUAAGGCUGCCGUAACGUCGGUACAGGAGAUCUCUGCCUUUGGUUGCCCACCAAGAGCCAAGGAUCUACUGCCUAGAGCCAAUGCUACCUAUAGCCUCAGUUCAUCCUCAAAGGGUCAAGCAGGUUCUGAUUCAAUUUUUGGAAGAAGAAACUUCAGUUCAGGCCUUCCCACUGAAAAUACUCAGAUGAGUUCAUCCAAGAAGGAUCCUAGUGCCCCGGGGAACGUAAAGCCUCCUGCAGCAGACGGAGAAUCUGAUUCCUCAGAGUGCGUGACGUUAAGGAGUUCAUGUGGUUUGCCGAUCGCUGCUUCUUCUGGGCUCACUAUUUACAAUACUGUCGAGAUAUAUCGUUAUAGAUCGUGGUGGUCUAAGCACAUGGAGAAUAUAUCUGAGUACUAAAGUGAAGCUGUAGUUUAGUGGUGCAUUUGAUUCAAAAAGUGCCGGAUCUUUCCUGGACAUUCGACCUUCCAUAACUUCUUCCAUUGAAAACUGUCUUGGUUGCCAGAACCUGA
Molecule: messenger RNA, 1060 nt
Organism: Panicum virgatum (switchgrass)
Lineage: Eukaryota; Viridiplantae; Streptophyta; Magnoliopsida; Poales; Poaceae
Exons: 5
Coding region: 474-947 (157 amino acids)
Source: RefSeq, a predicted model, not a curated record